Messenger RNA from Paramuricea clavata, 363 nucleotides. Lineage: Eukaryota; Metazoa; Cnidaria; Anthozoa; Malacalcyonacea; Plexauridae. The record is from the annotation of a GenBank genome assembly.
GUUAUGAAAACUGACAAUGGCAGCCCGUUUAACUCCAAUUCAUUCGCGCACUUCGCAUUCUACAGCGGCUUCACCCACCGACAAAUAACUCCACGUUGGCCCAGACCCAACGCUCAGGCUGAAUCUUUUAAUAAAUCACUGAUGAAAGCUGCGAGAGCAGCAACUGUUGAAAUAAAGUGCUGGAAGCAAAAUCUCCACAAAUUUUUAUGUCAGUAUCGUGCAACCCUGCAUCCAUCUACAGGAUUUAGCCCAUAUCAUCUUAUGUUCGGUUGUGCAUCUCAAACAAGAUUACCACCUCCACCGAAGAGACCGAAACUGAACACGAGGCAAGCCGAAAUAAAAACCGAGCCAAGACAAACAUAA